This is a messenger RNA of Acyrthosiphon pisum (pea aphid), 2653 nucleotides long. RefSeq names its product zinc finger protein 233-like. Bases 381 to 938 code for a protein of 185 amino acids. Lineage: Eukaryota; Metazoa; Arthropoda; Insecta; Hemiptera; Aphididae. Gene Ontology annotation, biological process: regulation of gene expression. Gene Ontology annotation, cellular component: nucleus. The record is from RefSeq and is a predicted model, not a curated record. The transcript has a single exon.
CCCUGUUUGAGCACCUCUUAAAUUCCUCUUUUAAAUAAGCAUACAACACUCAGGGAUAAUGUAGCUUUUUAAUGAUGAAAGAAUUUUUGAAAUCGGUCCAGCUGUUCUUGAGUUAUAAAUGGUCUAACAUUUGUUCGAACUCUCUUUUAUAUUUAUAUAGAUUACAAUACAAUAUUUGUUGGUUAAAUUCAGCAUAAUAAUAAUAUUAUACUCUAGUAAAGUAAUACAACAAGUACUGGCUUAAAAACAAGGGGAAGUCAAUAAAUUCGAAUCGAUCAUAAACAGAAUAGCAUAGUAACCGGAAAAUUGUAUGAAAAACAAUAGCGUGUCAAAUAAACUAUUUACCAAUAGAAGCAGACUGACGACACACCAGCGGACAAAUGGAGAAGAAAUCUUACCCAUGCGAUGUUUGUGACAAGUCGUUUAACCGAAGUGGAAAUUUGACGAAUCAUCGACGCACGCACACUGGCGAAAAACCAUACACGUGUGAUGUAUGCGACAAGUCGUUCAGCCGAAGUAGCAAUUUGACGAAUCAUCGACGCACGCACACCGGCGAAAAACCAUACACGUGCGAUGUAUGCGACAAGUCGUUCAGCCAAAGUAGCCAUUUGAAGAAUCAUCGACGCACGCACACCGGCGAAAAACCGUACACGUGCGAUGUAUGCGACAAGUCGUUCAGCCAAAGUAGCCAUUUGAAGAAUCAUCGACGCACGCACACCGGCGAAAAACCGUACACGUGCGAUGUAUGUGACAAGUCGUUCAGUGAAAGUGGCCAUUUGAUGAGACAUCGACGCACGCACACUGGCGAAAAACCAUACGCGUGUGAUGUAUGCGACAAGUCGUUUAACCAAAAUAGCCAUUUGAUGACACAUCGACGCACACAUUUCUCUGAAAAUUGUAAUUUGAUGGUACACAAGCGGACGCAUAUAGCACACUGAUAGGAUCAAUCAAAGAUCUAUGAUCCAAGAGACAUAUUAAAAGAGGAUAAAUCAAGUUAACGUUAACAUAUUAUUAUGGUGUCCCUGCUAAAGUGUUAGUUUUGUCAUGUAGUUUUUUCUCAAUAGUAAAUAGCAAAUGUUUCAUAUUAUGCAUAAAUUAAUACUACAUUCCGUGUAGUUUUCAAUUUUCCAUUUAAAAUAUUGAAUAUAAAUAUUAUGUAUUUUGGACUUCAAAAAUAUCGCCAAGUUAAAUAUACUCCAACAAAAACCUAACUGUGAAAAAAGGCCAAGUUCCAAACUCCCUCCCAAAAAAGUCGGCCUAUCAAAGUAGUAAAAUCUACAUUGUGGUCAAGUCUGCUGUUUUUUAAUCCGUAACCUCACUGCACUUCUACGUUAAAGUGCAACACUCCUCUUUUAUUUGUAUUGUUUAACACUUGGUCAGUUUCUGAAUGAAGCAUAAAGGCAUUUAAAUUAUGAAUUAUGUCACAAAACUUUCUAUGUGUCACUAUUAUAGUCAGACCUCUCUUAUAGUAUUGUUCAGUCGUAUGGAAUCCCCUCACAAAUUGGUCUCAUCGAAAUAUCACUUGAGCAUAUGGAAAGACGUUUCUUGCGGUUCAUUGGCUAUAAGAGAUGUCUUGGUAUUGACCACAAUCUCCUUGGGAUGGCAUUGUUUCAUUUAACAUUCAAGCCAAACAAAAUUUGAUAUAACUAGACGUGACUUUUAAAUUAUCCUUCCUUUCCAAAAUUGUAAAAGGUACUAUAAAUAAUAACAGCCUGCUCAUACUUGCUACACUCACUUAACUUUCAUAUCUCCAAAUUCUACUCUCAGUCCACUCCUACAUUCAAAAUCCUUUAUCACCGUAAUUCUUAUGGUUUUAACAACCCUAUUGACCGUAUAUCUUGUGUGUGUAUUCGGAUUAAUAAUUUUGAUGUGUUUGUUAAAAUAUAUUUGUAUGCUGUUAUUUCAUUUUCCCAUUUCAAUUCACACUAAUUUAAGUCUAAUUGUUUACUUAAUCAUUAUACUUAUGAGCUACGACGUCGUAGCGUACGCCACGUAUUAAUAAUAUUUUGUUGUACCUCAGAUAUUUUUUGUUCUCUCUCACUGUCAUUUUUUUUAUAUUAAAUCAUUUUUAUUCUCUUAUUGAACCUAAUCUUAUAUAUUGUACUGUACUUGAGCCUACAGGUGUUUACUUAAUAAAUAAAUAAAUAAAUGCAUAAAUCAACUACCUACAAAAAUGUCCAAGCCACCGUGGCCCUUAUAUCUUCCAAACCAAUAUCAUAAAUGACCUAUUAAUUACCAUUAGUGCGCAAAGUUAAAUGAUAAACUCCUCGUUAAAAUCUUGAUUUCGAUACGUCAAACCAUUCAAAAAAGCUAUCUGCUGAAUUUACAAUCUCAGCAAUAUUUAAAAAUAUAUAUUUUAUAUUGAAAAAUUUAAAAAUGUUGAACAACUGCAUUAUUAAAAAAGAAAGAGGAUUAAAGAAGAAGGGUAUUUAUGUAGGUUUUUCUCUCGAUGAACUUUUAAAACUAUCGAUUACACAUUUACACUGACUCACAAAACUACAAUCCCCUAUCCUCUUUUAAAAAUGUAAUUUUUAUGUACUGCGAGGAUAUUUCAUCGUGAACCAGCCGUCAGUAUACUCUGAAUUUACGGAAAAUUUUUAAAUUUUAAAAACUUUUAGGAUUUUUACACCGAUUAUCGUAAAAAAAUGCAUUU